GUUAUUUAUUAAUAUUGAUAGUCUAAAUAAAUGUCUCUUGUAUAAAUUUAAGUAAUUAAAAAAUCCAGUGACGUUGACGAUUAGUAGUCAAUAAAAAAGUGUAUUUACGUGAGGUAAACCGAGUGUGCACGUAAAAGAGAAGAGCUCGCCGGCUCACUCAGUCUACUGGAAGAUUCCAUUGUGAGAGGGUUUCAAAAAUUAUUCCUAUGUGCAAGUAGUGAAUUUUAUUAUUUCAGGGAUCGGAAACCGUCACGAAAUUAUAUAUCAAGAGUUGGUCUCAAUUCGGUGUAUUUGAUCUACAAAAUGUUGAUGUCAAGGAUUUGUAGCAGUAAAUUAGUGACAGUGGAAUUAAUUGGAAUAAUCUUCUGAAAGUAAAGCUGCUUGGUCUUCCCGAAACUGAAACUCCUAUCCGAAAUCCGAUGAAAUUCCGGUAAUCGAUCGAGAAGUAAGAAAAACAGCACAUGAAUUGAACAAAGAAGAAAUCAAGGAGAUGUUUGAAAUUUUAAAAUUUCUUCCAAGUACAAGAUGAGAGAUUACGAGAUGUCAAUUUGGCCCGAGUUCACCGCCUCUUCAAAAAGUGGCUUGACAUGUUGGCAAGCUCAGAUUAUCGGGAGAAUAGUAAAGAGGCAAGAAAACAAAAGUGCAAUUCAACUAAGUGCAAAAGUCAAGGCAACAGAAAUGAUACAAGCUUGAGUUCAUCGAAAUGUUCAGACUAUCGGAGUUAUUAUAAUUACUAUCGCAAAAGCCGCAAACGCUAUUUGAAAAGCCAUAGAACAGAAAAUUUGAUCGUAGAAAGUCCAACUUCACAUAAAUCAUAUCCUUCCUUUCUCAAAGAUAAUCUCAAUGAGUUUUUGGAUAGUCUGAUCUUUGACUCUACUAUUGAUAAUAAUUUGCAGUUUUCGUUUUUUGAGAAAACUAAACCCACUCUGGAUUCAAACUAUAUGAACAUUAAGUCAAAAGUUAACGUGACUAAUAAAAGUGACAAGAUGAUAUUCGCGUACUCAUCUAUCGAAGCAUUGGACGAUGCUGAAGAAACUAACAGUCGUCCUGUUAAAAUUAAAGGCGCUAAACAAAAACAGUUGGGAACAGACGAUCAGGAUUCAGAUACUAAAAAAUAUGGUAAAAGCCCAAAAUUUGACGACAAACUAGACAACGCAAGCUUUUUCAAUGCAGGUCGCAGUCGUCAACUAACACAGAAUCCUCCAAAGGUCACAAUGUUCGGAAGUACAGAUUCUCAAAACUGGAAAAAUCAAGAUAUUUAUACAGAAGAUAAUUCAAAUAGUGAAAACAAUUAUGAUGGAAUAGUAUUCAAUACUUUAGAAGGCUUUGUUCCUAAAUCUAGUACUUCAGAUAAUUCAUAUUUUUUCGACCAACCGGGACCUAGUGAUAAAAAACCUCACAAAAAUCAAUCUAUCUUUUCUAAUAACUGUAUUAAUGAUCAAAAUAUCUGUAUGAGCAAUAACAAUAUACCUAUGACACAAGAAUUUAUUUCAGAAAAUAUUAGUGAAAAGUUUAAUUUUGAAAAUGGUUAUCCUAUUGGUGAGAAAGAAUAUUUACAAGGUGAAGAUAUGUCUAUGAAAAAUGAUAAAAUGCUUGAAAAAGUUGAAUUCACACCUGGAGACGUAGGAAGAAUGUUAAACAUGGGAAAUGCUUUAGACUUUCCUCGGACUCAAUCAACAGAUGAUUUAAAACUUGUCAAGAUGCAUCUUCCAAUUAUUCUCCGACUUACUGUUAACUGUCCAUUUAAAAAUGUGCGAGUUAAAUGUAUUGAAAUCCUUCAAAUAAUGAAGGAGCAAGAAUUAUCAAUUCCAAUACCGAUAUAUAAUGGACCUAGUGCAUUUAUUCCCAGUUCAGAGAUUCCAGACAUAAGCGACCUCGAUGACAAGACUCACGGGUACUUUGUGGAAACCUUUUUACAAACUACACGGGUAGACCACAUCUCGCGAGUGAUGUCAUCGCAUCCUUCGUACCUAGAUAACUUCCUUAAAACUCAACAAUUUAUCUUACGAGGUGAUGGUCCACUCCCCUUUGUCUAUCGUCAUUUAAUCGCUAUAAUGGCUGCUGGUAGACAUCAAUGCAGUUAUUUAAUAAAUUUACAAAAAGCAGAAUUUCUUCUUCAAGGCGGUGACCCUACUUGGUUACAAGGAUUAAGAUUUAUUCCACAAAAACUGCAAAAUCUUUAUGAAAUUAAUAAAAUUCUUGCGCAUAGGCCCUGGCUGUUAACUAAAGCUCACAUAGAGAAAAUGACUAAAGGCGAAGAUAGUUGGUCUCUUUCUGAACUCGUUCAUGCAAUAGUUUUACUGGCUCACUUUCAUUCGUUAUCGUCUUUCGUAUUUUCUUGCGGGAUCAACGAGGAACUUGACUUAGUUGGUAAAUAUCAAGGCAAGGAAAACAUUCAAGCCAAUAGUAAUAAUGUAUCACCUGCCAAAGAAAAUGUGGUAAAAAGUCCAAAAAAGAUUUCUAGUAGUGGAAGCACGACUGAUAAAGUGCAUUCACCACCGCCGUCACCGACUAUAGUCGGGGAACAAGAAGUUGGAGUUGUAACGUUAAUGGAACGAAUGAAAUAUUUGUCAGAAAACUCAAUAUCCACACUUCCACAAGAGGAACUGUCCAAAAGAUUUAAAUCUGUCGAAACGCAAUCUGCUGAGUUAGAACCAGCUCAAGAAAGAUCAAAUCCACCUAUCAAUUCUGACAUUGAACCUUUUGUUAGAGAACCUGAGUAUAUAUACCAAGACUUUGCCAAGCGAGGUCAAGUUAACGACAUACCGACGUUUCGUACCCAAGAUUAUUCAUGGGAUGUUCACGGUUUUUCUCUAGUGAGUCGUCUCUAUAAUGAAGUUGGGGGGCUCUUAGAUGAAAAAUUCAAAACAGCUUCUACUCUUACUUAUUACACAAUGGGCACUCACGAUAAAGUCGAUACUUCACACUUUAGACGAGCUAUUUGGAAUUACAUUCAAUGUAUGUUUGGUAUACGUCACGACGACUACGAUUAUAAUGCUGUAAAUCAGCUUCUGGAACGUAGUCUGAAGACUUUCAUUAAAAACGCAGUUUGUUAUCCUGAACGUGUUACUAAGAGAGAUUAUGACAGAGUUAUGAAAGAAUUUAAACAUAGUGAGAAGGUUCAUGUGAAUUUGAUGAUUCUCGAAGCUCGUAUGCAAGCAGAACUAUUAUACGCACUGCGUGCAAUUAUGCAGCAUAUGACCUAAUUGACAUGUCAAGUUUUGUAUUUACCUGAAAGCUGGUCAGUUGGAUUACUUUAAUGUAUUAUCGCCAUAAGCUUCGAUACUUUAUAAAACCCGAGCUCUGACGAUCAUAUUUUAUGAUAAAAAAAACAAUCACUAUGAUUAAUUUAAUAGAAGCUAUUGUACUAUUUAGGCGAGAUUGUAAAAACUUUUAUUUGUUUUCGAUAUUUUUCGACGAAACAAAUACGACUUUUUAACAAUGAUUAUUAUUGAAACACUACGGGCAAUAACAUGUUUCAAUAACUUAACUUUAUACACUUGGAUUUAUUAUAAAAAUUUUUAUAUCAGUCAUUACCAGGUAUUUAUUUUAAUUCAACAAUUUAUAGAUUUUUUCAAAUUUUUGAAAUAAUAAAUUCCUCUAAACAAGUGCUGUUUUUAAAAAUUAUUUUUUAAUUUUUUACAAUUAGUAAUAUCUUAAUUUGCCUUAAAUUAUUCAAGAAUAGUCAUUGUGAAAAUUCUUUAUUUUAUUAAAGGCAGAAUUGACUGAAUAAAAAAAGAUACAGAAGCAGUUUUGUAAUCAACUAUAAAUUGACGAGAUGAAAAAAAAUAACUGUUUCACCCUUUUCAAAGAACAAUGGGGCUUCAAAAAGUAUGUAAAUAACAAAAAAUAUGUAUUAUUAUAUUUUUAGCGUGUUCCUAUUAGAGUUUUAUUGAAUUGUUCUUGUCGUGAUUUAUUAUAAUAAUUAAAAAAAAUUUUUGAUUAAUUAAUUUGUUCAUUGUAAAUACGCGGUUUUUUUUUCUUAUAAUGAAUUUAAUAUGUAUAUAAACUAUUUUACGAUGAAUAUUUUUUAUGUCACAAUAAAAAUUUUAUCAAUUCUAAAAAACAAAAAUUAUAUAAUAAAUAAUAAAUCUUAUAAGUAUCUAUCGCAUUUUAAAAAAAUGCACAAUUAUAAAUCUUAGUUUCGUUUUUAAAAAUUUUGUUUUCAUAAUCAAACGUUGAACAGUGACAUUGAUAAUUUAAGAAUUAAUAAAUAAAUUAAUAAAUUAUUUAUAAAUUUAAUAAUUCGUAGUAACACAAAAUUUGAUAGAUUAUGAAAAAAUUUAACAAUCUGUUAAUUUUAAAAAUCUACUUACUAAAUCUGAAAACAUUAAAUAAUUUAAGUAUACUGUGAUUAAUAAAACCACCGAAAAACCCAUAAAAUUAUAACUUAAAAGCAGACAUAAAUUACAUAGCAGUUCAACGAAUAUCUAUGCCUUUGAUAGAAAAAUUAAAACUAAUUGAAUACAGACUAAGAAAGUAAAAAAAAUUCGAAAGAACCUGAGAUGACUGACGAUUGAAUCAUAACAUAAAUUACAAAUUCACUUGAUAUAUUUGUAA
This is a messenger RNA of Cotesia glomerata, 4560 nucleotides long. RefSeq names its product sestrin-3 (gene Sesn). Lineage: Eukaryota; Metazoa; Arthropoda; Insecta; Hymenoptera; Braconidae. Gene Ontology annotation, biological process: positive regulation of macroautophagy; negative regulation of TORC1 signaling; regulation of response to reactive oxygen species. Gene Ontology annotation, molecular function: oxidoreductase activity, acting on peroxide as acceptor; L-leucine binding. The transcript is spliced from 13 exons. The record is from RefSeq and is a predicted model, not a curated record. Bases 588 to 3206 code for a protein of 872 amino acids. Gene Ontology annotation, cellular component: nucleus.